UGAGGGGCGGGAUUUCCUUCAGCUUCAUCGCUGGAUGAUCUGUUGCAGCUCUAGGUGACACGUAACUAAAGGUGCGAUUAGGACUCUCUAAACUUCAGAUAAUUAGUAAAAACACAGUUUUUCAUUAUGUAGAAAACUUAACAGAGCUUUGAUUGAGCACGAGGACCGACUACAACCGGAUUUGUUACUUUUUUAAUCUGCUGAAUGUCUUUGGAAAACUUGGCAAAACGUGUAAACAUCUCAAACAUACGAGUCGCACGAGCAACUGUACGCAAUUAUAAUGUUUCAUGAGGAAUCUGGGAGAGGACGGAGCUUUUUCUAUACUGAAGAGUGAAGAGAAAAUAAUUCCCUGGAAAGUUUCUGUGGAAUCCGGGAGAGGAGGGAACAUGGGCAACGGCGUGUGCUCCAGGAAGCAGAAGAAGAUUUUCCAGUCCCUGUUACUGGUCACAGUGGUGUUUGGGAUGAUAUACGGUGGGAUGUUUUCUUACGAGAUGCACAAACAGCUGAAGAGGACAGAAGAGAUGGCCGUGAAAUACCAGCAGCACCAGGAGUCUCUUUCCGCACAGCUUCAAGUUGUGUACGAGCAUCGUUCCAGGUUGGAGAAAUCUCUUCAGAAGGAGCGUCUGGAGCAUAAAAAAUCCAAAGACGAUUAUCUUUUAUAUAAAAUAGAGGCUCAGCAGUCUCUCAACAAAGAAAAGCAAGAUUCCGGCGUCAGGUUUAAUUCUCUGCAUUCCCAGCAUCAGAUUUUGAAGAACCAGCACGACGAACUAAAAAAGCAGUAUUAUGAGCUACAAGAGCAACAUCAGCUGCAAGAAGAUGAACACAACAAGGCAUUAGAUGAACAUAAACAGAGGCUGGACCAGCUUCAUCAGACUAAAGAGUCAGAGAUUUCUAAGCUCAAAGAGAAUAUAUUUAACCUGCAUGAGGAGAACAAGCAGCUGAGAAAAGCUCAUCAGGAAGUCUAUGUGCAGCUCCAGGACACCAGGCAACAGCACAAGAACUUAAAAUCUACCCAUGACCAGCUUGUGUUGACCCUGGAGGACCACAAGAGUGCGCUGGCUGCAGCCCAGGUUCAGGUGGAUGAAUAUAAACAGCUGAAGGAAACGCUCAAUAAAAUGCCCAGUUUGAGACAUGAAUCUGCUCAGCUGGUCCAGAACAGGAACGCAGAGGAGCCUCAUCAACCCCAAGAUGCUCAGCCAGAGGCGGAGAAACAUGAUGAGGUUCAGAAGCCUCAGUCACAGCACAGGGAGGAGGAAGGAGAAAUGGGAGGAGCUGAGGAGAGGAGGAGAGAGCUGGCAGAGGAGGAGAUGGAGCAGGCCGGGCAGCCACAGAAGCUGGAGGAGGAGUUUGAUGUGGCACAUAAUGAAGCGGAGGAGGAGGAGCCAAAGGCCAACCAACCAGAUGAAAACGCACUGGAGAGGGAGCAACAUCACGGUCAUGAGGUGGCGCCAGCUGAGGCUCAUGUGCAGCACGUGCAGGUGGAGCGGGGGAAGUCAGCGUAUGAACAGCAGCGGGAGCAGCAGCGUCUGGCUGCACAGCUGGCGGAGGAGCGCAGACAGCUGCACCUGCAUCAGGAGGCCCUGCACAAACAGCAGCUCCAGCAGCAGAAGGAGAAAGAGGAGAGGCUGCGUCUGCAGAGAGAGAAAGAGGAACAGCAGAACAGAGAAGCCGAUCUCAAAGAGCAGCAACUCCAGCAAGAAAUGCUUCGGAAAAAGGCACAGUAUGAAAACAUGGAUGCUGAUAUAGUCCAGGGAGAAGAAGAGCCACAGACAGCUGAGGAGAAAGAGGUGAAUGUGCACCAUGAGGAGGCGAGGCAAGAUGAAGCAGACCACGUUCAUCGUGAAGAUGAGCGACCUGUAGAAGCGGAAGUUGAUCCGGAGAAUGACCCCAACAACCAGGGUGAGGAUGAGUUUGAGGAGGCGGAGCAUCAGCAGCCUCAUGAGGAAGAGGAGGAGGAAGAGGUGGCACCCGUUGGCCACCCUGACAUGCAUCUGGCUGUAGAGAAUCAGCACCAGCCGCCCGCCGAAGAACAGCUGGUGAUGGCUGGAAACCCAGACCAACAGGAAGAUGCUCUGGAUGAGCAGUACCAGGAAGAUGGAGAUGAUGAGGCUCAGGAUGAGCUGGUGGAUAAUCAGAAGCGUGAGGCAGUGCGGGAGGAAGAGGGAGACCCGUAUAAUGAGGAGAAUGGAGAACAGGAAGAGGCCAGAGAUCAGGAUUUAGCGGUGAAGCAGGAUAAUCAGCCCGCCCAACGUCCCAAUGAGGAGAACUACGAAGAAGAAGAAGAGGUGGAGGAAGACGGCAACGGUGAUAAACCGCCCGGUCGCAGGGCAGAAAUGUGAGGUGAUUGAAAGCAAGGACAGCCAAUCGCUGCUACCUGUUUGGAUUGGGUUUCCCACCCCGUCGUCUUAAACAUUGUGCCGGAAACGGUUCUGUUGGGUUGUUCUGAUGAACAGGAAACAGGUUUCACUUCUGGUCUGCGUGACACUGAAACCGAGAUGCACCAAAAUGCCCAACCACUUACAGACAAACGUUCUGCUGUCUGCCUUUACUGUACAUCUGUCUGUCAUUUCUUGUGAGUAAGUUCAAGAAUGCUCUUAUAUCUUGUGUUUGAUUUCUUCGACUGGACGACAAAUCUGAAAGCACAGAUUUCAACCACCAGAGAGUCUGCACUGAAAGUUUUGCCAAGUGCCUUUUUUGAUCACUCGUGCUCCACAUUCAAGAUACAUUCAAUCUUUAAAAUAAAACAGCCUUAUUU
Cyprinus carpio (common carp) is the source of this 2755-nucleotide messenger RNA. Its product is annotated as Golgi integral membrane protein 4-like. The record is from RefSeq and is a predicted model, not a curated record. Gene Ontology annotation, cellular component: Golgi membrane; Golgi apparatus. Lineage: Eukaryota; Metazoa; Chordata; Actinopteri; Cypriniformes; Cyprinidae.